Messenger RNA from Nycticebus coucang (slow loris), 5468 nucleotides. RefSeq names its product CAP-Gly domain containing linker protein 2 (gene CLIP2). Bases 357 to 3500 code for a protein of 1047 amino acids. NCBI's taxonomy places the organism in Eukaryota, Metazoa, Chordata, Mammalia, Primates, Lorisidae. The record is from RefSeq and is a predicted model, not a curated record. Gene Ontology annotation, molecular function: microtubule plus-end binding. Gene Ontology annotation, cellular component: cytoplasm; microtubule plus-end; nucleus. The transcript is spliced from 17 exons. Gene Ontology annotation, biological process: cytoplasmic microtubule organization.
AUGUCCGCACAGGCUGGUGCUGGUGAUGGGUGAGGCAGCAGAUUUUCUGCCCUCCCCCCCCCCCCCCCGGGGAGGGGCGGUGGCCGCGGAGGAUGCUUGGUUGAUCCUCCAGGGCCCGCCCGUUUGGACCUUUCAGGCGGGGCUUGGGCUAGGGCGGGUGUCCACUGGGCACUGCCACGCAGGCCCCAGCACCACGCUGGGAAAGACGGACCCAGGGAGCACCUUGGAGGGAAGCCACACAUUCAGCAGUGUGUCCCCCAAUCUCUGAGACGCCUCCUCUCCCUUCUGAGCAAGUGAAGAUGGCAGAAGGGAUGUGACCUCUACUUAACCUCAUCCAUCUGCCAAGUGGCGCCACCAUGCAGAAACCCAGCGGCCUGAAACCCCCCGGUCGUGGGGGGAAACACUCCAGUCCUGUGGGUCGGACGUCCACAGGGUCAGCUUCAGCCUCAGCGGCAGCAGCGGCCACUGGGUCUAAGGAAGGCUCCCCGCUGCACAAACAGGCAUCCAGCUCCUCUUCCUCCCCGGCUGCAGCCACUGCCCCUGAGAAGCCGGGCCCAAAGGUGGCCGAGGUGGGCGAUGACUUCUUGGGGGACUUUGUACUGGGCGAGCGGGUGUGGGUGAAUGGCGUAAAGCCGGGCGUGGUGCAGUACCUGGGCGAGACGCAGUUUGCACCCGGGCAGUGGGCAGGCGUGGUACUGGACGACCCAGUGGGCAAGAAUGAUGGUGCGGUGGGUGGCGUGCGCUACUUCGAGUGCCCAGCCCUGCAGGGCAUCUUCACGCGGCCCUCCAAGCUCACACGGCAGCCCACGGCCGAGGGCUCGGGCAGUGACACCCAUUCAGUAGAGUCGCUGACUGCCCAGAACCUGUCGUUGCAUUCGGGCACGGCCACGCCCCCAUUGACCAGCCGUGUCAUCCCGCUACGGGAGAGCGUCCUCAACAGUUCGGUGAAGACAGGCAACGAGUCGGGCUCCAACCUCUCAGACAGUGGCUCCGUGAAACGAGGCGACAAAGACCUGCGCCUGGGAGACCGCGUGUUGGUUGGUGGGACGAAGACUGGUGUGGUGCGGUACGUGGGGGAGACAGACUUUGCCAAGGGCGAGUGGUGUGGCGUGGAGCUGGACGAGCCCCUUGGGAAGAAUGAUGGGGCGGUGGCGGGUACCAGGUAUUUCCAGUGCCCACCCAAGUUUGGUCUCUUUGCGCCCAUCCACAAGGUGAUCCGCAUCGGCUUCCCAUCCACCAGCCCAGCCAAGGCCAAGAAGACUAAGCGUAUGGCCAUGGGUGUCUCAGCAUUGACCCACAGUCCCAGCAGUUCCUCCAUCAGCUCUGUCAGCUCUGUGGCCUCCUCUGUCGGGGGCCGGCCCAGCCGCAGUGGCCUGCUCACAGAGACCUCUUCACGUUAUGCCCGCAAGAUCUCGGGCACGACGGCUUUGCAAGAGGCCUUGAAGGAGAAGCAGCAGCACAUUGAGCAGUUGUUGGCUGAACGAGACCUGGAACGGGCCGAGGUGGCCAAGGCCACGAGCCACAUCUGUGAGGUGGAGAAGGAGAUUGCCCUGCUCAAGGCACAGCAUGAGCAGUAUGUUGCAGAAGCCGAAGAGAAGCUGCAGCGGGCCCGGCUACUAGUGGACAGCGUGAGGAAGGAAAAGGUGGACCUGUCCAACCAGCUGGAGGAGGAGAGGAGGAAGGUGGAGGAUCUGCAGUUCCGAGUGGAGGAGGAGUCCAUCACCAAGGGAGACCUGGAGACCCAGACGCAGCUGGAGCACGCGCGCAUUGGGGAGCUGGAGCAGAGCCUGCUACUGGAGAAGGCGCAGGCCGAGCGGCUGCUCAGAGAAUUAGCGGACAACAGGCUGACCACAGUGGCCGAGAAGUCGCGGGUGAUGCAGCUGGAAGAGGAGCUGAACCUGCGCCGUGGAGAGAUCGAGGAGCUGCAGCAGUGUCUGCUGCACUCAGGCCCACCACCCCCAGACCACCCUGACGCUGCCGAGAUCCUCCGGCUGCGGGAGCGGCUGCUAUCAGCCAGCAAGGAGCACCAGCGGGAGAGCGGGGUGCUACGGGACAAAUACGAGAAGGCUCUGAAGGCCUACCAGGUGGAGGUGGACAAGCUCCGGGCAGCCAACGACAAGUACGCACAGGAGGUGGCUGAUCUCAAGGACAAGGUCCAGCAGGCCACCAGUGAGAACAUGGGGCUUAUGGACAACUGGAAGUCCAAGCUGGACUCGCUGGCCUCUGACCACCAGAAGUCCCUGGAGGACCUCAAGGCCACCCUGAGCUCAGGCCCAGGUGCCCAGCAGAAGGAGAUUGGGGAGCUGAAGGCUGUGAUGGAGGGGAUCAAGAUGGAGCACCAGCUGGAGCUGGGCAAUCUGCGCGCCAAGCACGACUUGGAGAUGGCCGUGCAUGUGAAGGAGAAGGAGGCCCUGCGGCAGAGGCUACAGGAGGCCCAGGAGGAGCUGGCUGGGCUGCGGCAGCACUGGCAGGCCCAACUGGAGGCACAGGCUGGCCAGCACCGGCUGGAGCUGCAGGAGGCCCAGGACCAGCACCGAGAUGCUGAGCUGCGCGUGCAUGAGCUGGAGAAGCUGGACGCUGAGUACAGGGGCCAGGCUCAGGCCAUCGAGUUCCUCAAGGAGCAGAUCUCGCUGGCCGAGAAGAAGAUGCUGGACUAUGAGCUGCUGCAGCGGGCAGAAGCCCAGAGCAAGCAGGAGGCAGAGUGGCUGCGGGAGAAGCUCCUGGUUGCCGAGAACAGACUGCAGGCGCUUGAGGCCCUGUGCGCAUCCCAGCACUCCCAUGUGAUUGAGUCAAACAGCAUUUCCGAAGAGACGAUCAGGACGAAGGAAACUCUGGAGGGCCUGCAGGACAAGCUGAACAAGAGGGACAAAGAGGUGACAGCCUUGACAUCCCAGACCGAGAUGCUCAGGGCCCAAGUAAGUGCACUGGAGAGUAAGUGCAAGUCGGGUGAGAAGAAGGUGGACGCCAUCCUGAAGGAGAAGCGACGUCUGGAGGCCGAGCUAGAGGCUGUGUCCCGGAAGACCCAUGAUGCCUCUGGCCAGCUGGUCCUCCUCAGCCAGGAGCUGCUGCGGAAGGAACGGAGCCUGAACGAACUGCGUGUGUUGCUGCUGGAAGCCAAUCGUCAUUCCCCAGGGCCCGAGAGGGACCUGAGCCGUGAGGUGCACAAGGCUGAGUGGCGGAUCAAAGAGCAGAAACUCAAGGAUGACAUCCGUGGCCUGCGAGAAAAGCUGACAGGGCUGGACAAAGAGAAGUCCCUUUCCGAGCAGAGGCGCUAUUCCCUCAUCGACCCGUCCUCAGCGCCCGAACUCCUGCGGCUGCAGCACCAGCUGAUGAGCACUGAGGAGGCACUGCGGGAUGCGCUGGACCAGUCUCAGCAGGUGGAGAAGCUCAUGGAGGCCAUAAGGAGCUGCCCCGACAGGGCCCAGACCAUCGCCAAUUCUAGUUCUACAAAUGGCAUCCACCAGCAAGACAAAGCCCACAAACAGGAGGACAAGCACUGACGUUGAGGGACACCAUGGAGCGGCCCAGUCCAUACCAGAGCCCUGCCCAGCUGCCCAAUGGCACCCCCUCCAGGAAGGGGCUAGGACUGUCGCUUUGGAGACGAGACAGUGUUUGUAACAAUAACGUACUUGCCCCCGUGGAAAAUCCCCCACCCCAAUCCCCUGCCAGACCAGGAAGCUUCCUCAAGCAGAGCCUUCUACAGAGCGGUACAGUCCGGAGCAGGCCAGGGCCUUAAACCUGGACACAUAGCAGCUUCCAGAGUUUGCAGUGGCAGAGGUGACCCAGCCGGGCCCCUCUGCCCAGAAGCUGCCCCAAGGACCAUCUUAGCGCCCUGAGUGCUUCCCUGCCCUGCCCUUCUUCCCCUUCUCCCUCAGGUUCCCUUCAGACCUCAGAGGGGACGGGAGGCCCAGCUUACUUGUAGGCAUUGAAGAGGGAAGUCCAGUCUUUGAGAGCCAGGUGGGGUUUCCACAGCCCCUUCUCAGGCCAAGACAGUCCCCCAGGGCUUCUUGUCCCACACACUGAGCCUUUUUCAAACAGUGGUACAAGCUCCCCUCAGCCUGUACUUUGAGCUAGGCCCCCCGGUUCAAAGUGUUGGGGGUGGGGGAAGAGAUCUUUCUUCCCCCACUCCAGCACCAACUCACACCUCCAAACUGCAGACGGUGUUCACUUAGGCCAGGAGUCACAGUCGAGGGAAGUCUGGGAGCUCUUCCCCUUACCCUCAUGACCUUGGACAAACCCGGCUUGGGGUUGGGGGCAGGGGCGGCCACAGUGGAGCCCAGAGUGAGGGCUCCAGGUGUGUUUUGACAAAGGUCAGUAAUGUGGGGUCCCCUGGACUGGCUGGAUGUUCCAGAACUGGGCCUCCCACCUGCAAAUACCUCCACAUAGACCCCGGUGUACACACCCUGUACAUAUACACACAGAGGGACCAUGGUACACACAUGGCCGUGUGGGAGGGAGCGUUUGCAGUUAACCAUACUGAGGCCACACAGACACAUGCGUGUUUGGCUUCAGGACUAAGGCCCAGGCCUGGCAGGACUUUGCCCACAGACCCUGUAGACAUUCCCACAACUUCAUUGUGCACAUGCACUCCCAGAGACACGCAGCCAGGCAUGCAGGGGUGUGUGUGCCUUGCACACUCUUCAGAACACACAUUCCUAUAGCCAGGGAAGGAACCAUAGGGGUGUUGGGAGUGAGGAAACUCAAACAGCCUCCCUGUCUUCCCCUCACGGCAUCCCCCACUUCUCAUGGGGCCACAGAUUGCCCACCACCUGGUCCCUCAGCAUUAGCACAGGGGGGCUCCCACUCUCCUGCAGCUCAGGGAGAGUAUCUAGUAGGGACCCUUGCCAGGGGCCUAGGUGCCCCAUUCUGCCUGUCUCGUAGUGCACGGGGUGGAAGUACAGUUCAGAGCAACAGCCCAGGUCACCUGUGAGUGCUGCCUGGUACAGGUAGGUAGCACACACGUCCUUGCCUAAACGCAGCCCAUCUUGGGGACAGCAGGUCCCACCAGCCUCCUUCCCACUCCCUUUUGGCUUUCGGUAGCUCUCGCAUGCAGUUCUAUUAACAGCAGCCUAGAAACAAUGCUUUAGUGGCCUAACCCAGAGCCAAAUACUGCUCUUUCCAGCAAAAUCUGGCAGCUCUGCCUCACCCACAGGAGGCACUGAUUAGUCUACUAACAGCCAAAGGCCCCCACUGCAGGGCACCAGGAGGGGCGAGCCCCAGGGCAUGGGCUUGCGCGUAGCAGGUGUCCUAGAAGCGAUUUCCCCGAGAGCAUCUGCCUCUGUGGGCCUCUCAGCCUGCUCGGGUGGUCACCUGGACAUGGCUCAGCCAUGCCCCUCCCCAAGUCCUUCCUGCCCCUUCCCCUCCCCACAGUGGAAUUGUUGAAGUGUGGCGAGUCUGUGCUCACUCGGGACAAUAAAGCUUGUGACUGGGGUCCAGGACCCCUGCAGUCGUCUGCUCUUCAUGGCGCC